UGGGAUUGGCAAUGGCAGCUGAGACUUUGUGUCUCAGCUUCAUUACACCUUCCACUUCAGUGCUGAGUCUCAAACACAAACACCAGUUCGCAGCUUCACCCAAACGAUUCGUUUUACAUUUUGGGCAUCCAAGGUUAUCAUGUUUGGUCACCAGAACUCUAGAACCUUCUUCUUCUUCUUUCUCUCCUCUGAGGAAAUCUGGACUUUAUGCGGCGGCGUUGUUUGCAGAAGGGAUUAACGGAGAAGAAUCUGCGGAGCAACAAAACGAUGACGUUUUUGGGGAGGAAGAAGAAGAAAGAGAGAAGAAGCUGGGAAGACCGUGUGAAGUAUAUGUGUGUAACCUCCCCAGAAGCUGUGACUCAGCACAACUACUUGAUAUGUUCAAGCCCCACGGAACCAUUCUAUCUGUUGAGAUUUGCCGGAAUGCUGAGACUGGUGAAAGUAGAGGAUGUGGUUAUGUUAAAAUGGGAUCUAUAAACUCAGCAAGAAAUGCAGCUGCUGCAUUGGAUGGAUCAGAUGUUGGCGGUCGUGAUAUGCGGGUUAGAUUUUCAGUUGAGAUGAAUCCUGGAAGGAGGAAUCCUGAGAAAAUGAACUCUAAUCCUAGGAAAGUUAUAUACUAUGAAGCCCCUCAUAAACUGUAUGUUGGCAAUCUUGCUAGGACUGUUAGACUUGAAGAGCUGAGAAAUCUUUUUAGCAGAUUUGGUAAUGUGGCUAGUGCUAGAGUGAUGUAUGAUCAUAAACUAGGGAAAAACCGAGUCUUUGCGUUUCUCUCCUUUCAAUCAAAGGCACAACGUGAUGCAGCAAUCUCUCUCCAUGGAACAGAAUUUUGUGGUCGCACUCUGAUAGUUAGAGAGGGUGUAGAGAGGACUGAGCCUUAACUGGAACUUCAGUGUUUGCAUAAAGUUGGUAGCAAUUUUGGUUUCUCACAUGGAGGAAGAUUUCUAGUAUGUAUGGCUGAGACAGAUUUCCUGAACUCGAAAAUGUUUUCCAUUAAAAUUCUGAUUCAUUCUCUUUUUUAAUCUUUGUUGUAUUUCUAAUUGCAAUGAGCAAUAUCAAAAUAUUGUAGGAGAGUCAAAAGGAGUUUUGAAUUAACCCUGACAUGUAUAUCACUCAUUGCUGCAACUAUUGCAGAGUAUUGAGUUAUGAACUUGAGAACGUGAUUAGCCUUUUUUGUAUUUUACAAGAGUAAAGCUAGAACAUUAUUUAACAGAUGUCACAAUGGUAUGUAUGAACAGCUUUGAGGACCUAACAAUAGUUUGAGAUGGUUAUAAU
Gastrolobium bilobum is the source of this 1272-nucleotide messenger RNA. RefSeq names its product 31 kDa ribonucleoprotein, chloroplastic-like. Gene Ontology annotation, cellular component: cytosol. The record is from RefSeq and is a predicted model, not a curated record. Gene Ontology annotation, molecular function: mRNA binding. Lineage: Eukaryota; Viridiplantae; Streptophyta; Magnoliopsida; Fabales; Fabaceae. Bases 12 to 878 code for a protein of 288 amino acids. The transcript has 4 exons.